Ctenopharyngodon idella (grass carp) is the source of this 1243-nucleotide messenger RNA. RefSeq names its product dihydrouridine synthase 4-like (S. cerevisiae) (gene dus4l). Gene Ontology annotation, molecular function: tRNA dihydrouridine synthase activity; flavin adenine dinucleotide binding. Gene Ontology annotation, biological process: tRNA processing. NCBI's taxonomy places the organism in Eukaryota, Metazoa, Chordata, Actinopteri, Cypriniformes, Xenocyprididae. The transcript has 6 exons. The coding region runs from base 219 to 1166 and encodes 315 amino acids. The record is from RefSeq and is a predicted model, not a curated record.
UAACACUGACACACGGAAGUGACAAACUAAUACGCGUGUGAAUCUCAACAAGCCAGUGCUUGUUGAUGCUAGUCUAAUGUUUACUAUCCAGAACGCGCUUUUUUAAGGGAAUGCACGUGUACUGUUUGUAACUAAAAUGGAGUACAUUUUAAUUUUAAUACUGAGUAUUUGAACUGCGCGUUUUGCCAAUGAUUUCAGGAGUGUGAGUCGCGGAAUUUAUGACAGACGUCCACAAUAAUAUAACAAUGGACAAUGGGAAUAUCAUGGACUUGUUUAACAGGGGAAGGCCAGUCAGAGUAUGUGCACCCAUGGUCCGUUACUCAAAGUUGGCUUUCAGAUGUUUAGUGAGGAAAUAUGACUGUGAUGUAUGUUUCACCCCAAUGAUCAUUGCAGCUGAUUUCAUGCGCUCUGCAAAAGCCAGAGACAGCGAAUUCACCACCAAUAAGACUGACCGACCCUUAAUUGUCCAGUUUGCUGCGAAGGACGCACAGACGCUGGCAGAUGCUGCAUGUGUGGUUUCCCCUUUCUCAGAUGGGGUGGAUUUGAACUGUGGCUGUCCGCAAAGGUGGGCCGUGUCUGAAGGCUACGGUGCGUGUCUGAUUAACAAACCUGAGCUUGUGAAAGACAUGGUUAGGCAUGUCCGAAACCAAAUAGACAACCCCAACUAUGCAGUAUCCAUUAAAAUAAGGAUUCACAAAGACCUCAGGAGGACAGUGGAUCUCUGUCAGAAGGCUGCGGCAGCAGGUGUCUCAUGGAUUACAGUUCACGGGCGUACAGCCGACGAGCGGCACCAGCCUGUUCAUUAUGAUGCCAUCAAGACCAUCAAGGACAGUCUUUCCAUCCCAGUCAUCGCUAAUGGUGACAUCAAGAGCAUGCAGGAUGUGGAGGCCACCUACGCCCUCACAGGGGUGGAUGGUGUGAUGGCUGCUCGGGGGUUGCUGGCCAAUCCUGCCAUGUUCGCAGGGUACGAGGAGACCCCACUGCAGUGUGUGUGGGACUGGGUGGACACCGCUGUGGAACACGGGACCCCGUUCAGCUGUUUCCACCAUCACCUGAUUUACAUGCUGGAACGCAUCACCUCUCAGCCCGAGAGGAGACUGUUCAAUAACUUAUCCAGUACGUCUGCGGUCAUUGACUUCCUCCACAAUACAUACGGCUCCACAUAGUUGUUUUUAAUCAAUGUAUUCUUUUAUAAGUUGUAAUAAAGGCACAAAUAAAGAACAUCUUAUUAUUUGCCUGAAAA